Colletes gigas is the source of this 1266-nucleotide messenger RNA. RefSeq names its product odorant receptor 4-like. Gene Ontology annotation, molecular function: olfactory receptor activity; odorant binding. The transcript has 5 exons. The coding region runs from base 28 to 1266 and encodes 412 amino acids. Gene Ontology annotation, cellular component: plasma membrane. Lineage: Eukaryota; Metazoa; Arthropoda; Insecta; Hymenoptera; Colletidae. Gene Ontology annotation, biological process: sensory perception of smell; detection of chemical stimulus involved in sensory perception of smell. The record is from RefSeq and is a predicted model, not a curated record.
UCGAUGGCGUACAGCUGAAGUAUCACCAUGUAUAAUCGAUCGUACAACCGAGUCGGUGGUCUUCCGAAGAACUCCAAUUACGAAAGCGACAUAAACUACACUUUAGAAAUGUGCCGAUGGGUUUUGAAACCGAUCGGCGUCUGGCCGCUCAUUUACACCCGUACCAGCAGACUGGAGAAACUUGUUUCGAUCGCAUUGUUGACAGUAUGUUUCGUCUGUUUGUUGUUCAUCAUCGUGCCUUCCGGCCACUACAUCUUCUUCGUGGAGAAAAACAUACAGAUAAAAGUGAAGUUGCUCGGUCCUGUCGGCUUCUGUCUGUCGUCCGCGAUUAAAUACUGCUAUCUUAGCCUGAAGGGCACAGUCUUCGGGCAUUGCAUCGCUCACGUGGAGAAGGACUGGAAGAUGGUGAACGACCCCAGUGAUCGUACCAUUAUGUUAAAGCACGCGUCUAUCAGCCGAAAUCUCAUCGCCUUGUGCGCCAUUUUUCUUUACAGCGGUGGUAUGUCGUAUCACACCGUGAUGCAGUUCCUGUCCAAGGACAAUGCCAAGGGAAAUUCAACCGUGAUAAAACCAUUGGCUUACCCUGGCUACGAUCCGUUCAUCGAUACUCAGUCUAGCCCAUCUUACGAGAUCGUAUUUUGCGUUCAUUGUUUAUCCGCCAUGAUUAUGUACAGUGUUACAACGGCCGCUUACAGCUUAGCCGCAAUUUGUGUCACGCAUAUCUGCGGUCAGAUCCAGAUCCAGAUAUCACGAUUGGAGAGCUUGAUCGAAGGAAGGCAGGGGAAAACCACCUACGACGACCAUUUGGCCAACAUUGUUCGAGAUCAUGUCGAGAUCUUGAGAUUCUCGAAAAACAUCGAAGAAGCUCUUCGCGAGAUAUGUUUGAUGGAGAUCGUGGAGUCUACAAUGAUCAUAUGUUUGCUCGAAUACUAUUGCCUAGUGGAAUGGCAAAAUAGCGACGUGGUUGCAAUAUUUACGUACUUUAUUUUGCUGAUCUCCUUCACUUUCAAUAUACUCAUAUUCUGUUACAUAGGAGAAGUUCUAUCCGAACAGUGUAGCCAAAUUGGUCCAGCCGCGUAUGAUAUCGAAUGGUACAAUUUACCAGCGAAGAAAGCUUGCGGUCUUGCUCUGUUGAGCGCUAUAGCGCUUUAUCCGCCUAAACUUACAGCCGGGAAAAUAUUUCAACUCUCACUGAAUACGUUCAGCUCUGUGUUAAAGACAUCGGCAAUUUAUUUGAAUCUGCUUCGAACAUUAACUAAUUGGUAA